Molecule: messenger RNA, 2176 nt
Organism: Camelina sativa (false flax)
Lineage: Eukaryota; Viridiplantae; Streptophyta; Magnoliopsida; Brassicales; Brassicaceae
Source: RefSeq, a predicted model, not a curated record
UCUUGGAAUCCUGUGCGAUUACCUCACUCUCCGAUAAUAAACCCUAGCCGCGUCUUCUGGACAAUUUCAAUUUCAAUUUCGUUGAGAGAAGAAGAUACAAUCCAGAGGAAAAAGAUCACUUUUUUUCCUUCUGGGUUGAGGGAAGAAGAUGAAGCCUUCUCAGAAGAGGGAACGCAAACACAAAAGACAAGAUGCUUCAUCGGCGGAAAACGCCGGCGGCGAAGUUAAAGAAGAAGCAUCGUUACCUCAAUCCCCUGAGCCAAUUUCAGCUUCCGAAGCCAACAACCCAUCUCCGUCGCGACGCAGCCGUGGGAGAGGUAAAAAGCGUAGACUGAACAACCAAUCAGAAGACAAUAGCCAGAGGACGUCGUCUCCGGAGCGUAGAGCUCGUCACCAUCACUCUGAUCAGAAGAAUGGUGAUUGUAGCAAUGGGAUGGUUGUCUCAACGACUACGGAUUCGAUUCCUUCUGCUCCGAGUUGGGAAACUGUUGUUAAAGUUGUGCCUUCAAUGGAUGCUGUGGUGAAAGUUUUUUGUGUCCACACUGAGCCUAAUUUCUCGUUGCCAUGGCAAAGGAAACGACAGUAUAGUUCGGGUAGUAGUGGUUUCAUUAUUGGUGGAAGAAGAGUUUUGACUAAUGCACAUUCCGUUGAGCAUCAUACUCAAGUUAAACUCAAGAAGCGUGGCUCUGAUACUAAGUAUUUGGCGACAGUAUUGGCCAUUGGAACUGAAUGCGACAUUGCUUUGUUGACAGUUACGGAUGAUGAGUUUUGGGAAGGAGUAUCUCCUGUGGAGUUUGGAGAUUUACCAGCUUUGCAAGAUGCUGUUACUGUUGUUGGUUACCCAAUUGGUGGUGACACAAUCUCUGUCACAAGUGGCGUUGUUUCACGUAUGGAGAUAUUGUCUUAUGUACAUGGAUCGACUGAGCUUUUGGGAUUACAGAUAGACGCAGCUAUAAAUUCUGGGAAUUCUGGUGGCCCUGCAUUUAAUGACAAAGGAAAAUGUGUCGGCAUUGCGUUUCAAUCUCUAAAACAUGAAGAUGCCGAGAAUAUUGGUUAUGUCAUUCCCACACCAGUUAUUGUACAUUUCAUUCAAGAUUAUGAGAGGCAUGACAAAUACACAGGUUUUCCUGUUCUUGGAAUUGAGUGGCAAAAGAUGGAAAACCCUGAUUUGCGUAAGUCAAUGGGUAUGGAAUCUCAUCAAAAGGGAGUGCGGAUAAGAAGAAUUGAGCCAACCGCCCCAGAAUCACAGGUUUUGAAGCCAUCCGAUAUUAUCCUUAGCUUUGAUGGGGUUAAUAUUGCUAAUGACGGAACUGUUCCAUUUAGGCAUGGAGAACGAAUUGGUUUUAGCUAUCUUAUAUCUCAAAAGUACACUGGAGAUUCUGCUCUUGUGAAGGUUCUACGUAACAAAGAAAUACUUGAGUUCAACAUAAAACUUGCAAUCCACAAGAGACUAAUCCCUGCACACAUAAGUGGCAAACCUCCUUCUUACUUCAUCGUUGCUGGCUUUGUAUUUACAACUGUAUCUGUUCCAUAUCUUCGAUCUGAGUAUGGAAAAGAAUAUGAAUUCGACGCACCUGUCAAGCUAUUGGAGAAGCAUCUUCAUGCAAUGGCUCAAUCCGUGGACGAGCAGCUUGUUGUAGUUUCGCAGGUUCUUGUAUCUGACAUUAACAUUGGUUACGAAGAGAUUGUCAACACCCAGGUUGUCGCCUUUAAUGGCAAACCUGUGAAAAACUUGAAAGGUUUAGCUGAGAUGGUGGAGAAAUGUGAGGAUGAAUACAUGAAGUUUAAUCUAGAUUAUAAUCAGAUUGUUGUUCUGAGCACUAAGACAGCAAAGGAAGCAACUUUAGAUAUUCUGACCACACACUGCAUACCUUCUGCUAUGUCUGAUGAUCUCAAGGCUGAAGAAAGAAACUGAGACAAAAGGAGGCACAUCCAUAAACAGGAGAGGAAGAGAGAUUUUGGUCCAUUGCAGGAUACAGAAGCAAAUACAGUCAUAGAAAGACAGAGAAGCUCUUAUUUUUCUUGUUCUGUUUGUUUUUUGUAUUUGGAAAAAUAUGCAGGAAGAAAAACGUUGGUUUUCUCUAUUAUAUUCUUCAGUCUGAACUUGGUAGAAGAAUCAUAUAUUCCCCCAAUAGAAAUGGAUGAGAUAUGAUCAUAUACAUUUUUUUAAAGUGAA